Messenger RNA from Ananas comosus (pineapple), 1730 nucleotides. RefSeq names its product benzyl alcohol O-benzoyltransferase-like. The transcript is spliced from 2 exons. The record is from RefSeq and is a predicted model, not a curated record. NCBI's taxonomy places the organism in Eukaryota, Viridiplantae, Streptophyta, Magnoliopsida, Poales, Bromeliaceae. The coding region runs from base 75 to 1454 and encodes 459 amino acids.
UAAGCUCAGCCCGAUUCAAACACCGAACUUUACCUUACAUCCCUCGAAAUCAAAAUCAAGCUCAUUCUCGCUCCAUGGAAUCCUCAUCUCCGGUUUUCGCGGUGCGACGGGGCGAGCUCGAGCUCGUGGCGCCGGCGGAGCCGACGCCGCGCGAGCUCAAGCCGCUGUCCGACGUCGACGACCAAGAAGGCCUGCGGUUCUACAGCUCCGGAAUCCACGUCUACCGAAGCAGCAAUGGUGCGAAAGACGGCGAGGACCCGGCGACGGUGAUAAGAGACGCUCUUGCGAAGGCGCUUGUGUUCUACUACACUCUCGCGGGCCGCCUCCGGGAGGGCGCGGGUAGGAAGCUGGCCGUGGAAUGCACGGCGGAGGGCGCCGUGUUUGCGGAGGCUGAUGCUGACGUCCGGCUCGAUGAUCUUGAAGGCGCGCUCUGCCCGCCGUUCCCUUGCCAUGAGGAGCUGCUCUGCCCGCUCCAGCAGGGUUCUACUGGAAGUUACAUCGUCGACUGCCCUCUCCUCUAUAUUCAGGUGACGCGGCUCAAGUGCGGAGGCUUCAUCUUCGGCCUAAGGAUCAACCAUACCAUUGCCGACGCCCCGGGGGUGAUGCAGUUCCUCAAGGCCCUCGGCGAGCUGGCGCGCGGCGCGGCCGCCCCCUCCGUCAGACCCGUGUGGGCCCGCGACCUCCUCACUGCCCGCUCUCCGCCAUGCAUCACGCACGACCACCCCGAGUACGAGUUCUCGACUGAAGAGAUAGCCAAGGACAAGCUGACGUCGGUCCUCCCAAAAGACAUGGUCCGCCGGCCCAUCUUCUUCGGCCCCAAGGAAAUCUCCGCUCUGCGGAAUCACCUGCCGGCACACCUCCGCAUGAGCUCCAGCAGGUUCGAAUUGAUCACUGCAGCCAUCUGGCGCAGCCGCACCGCCGCCCUCGCCUACGGCCCCGAAGACGAAGUUCGCGUUCAGUUCAUCGUGAACGCGCGGGGCCGGAAGCGGUCGCAGGCCCCUCUUCCUCCAGGCUUCUACGGGAACGCGUUCGCGUUCACGGUGGCGUCGUCUGCAGCGGCAAAGCUGUGCGAGCAGCCGCUGGGCUACGCCCUUGAGCUGGUGAAGAAGGCGAAGGCGAAGGCGACCGACGAGUUCAUGCAGUCGGCAGUGGAUUACUUGGUUUCAAACGGCCGACCGCACUUCGCGGUGGCGAAGACGUACAUUGUUUCGGACGUGACGAGGGCCGGGUUCGAGGAUGUCGACUUUGGGUUGGGGGAGGGGGUGUAUGGCGGGCCGGCAAAAGGCGGCGAGGGGGAGAUUCUUGGUGUCGCGAACUACAUCACCCGGGCCAAGAACGGCAAGGGGGAGGAGGGCAUAUUUGUGGCCGUGUGCUUGCCUUCUUAUGCUAUGGAGAGGUUCCAGAUGGAGAUUGAUACUCUCACUCACGAACCAGUUUUUGAUCCCUAUGUAUGAAUGAUCACAACCAACCACUACAUAGGGAGCUUCAUAACUACUUUUAUAAUUUCACGGUGGAAGCAAAGAAUAUAAGUACGUGAUGAAGGGGUCACUAUUUAUUAGAUUCUAAGCUUGUUUAUUAUUUUAUUUUUUGAAAGAAUGUGUAUCUUAUGAAAUAAUAUGCCUCUUUGUAUGAUUGUAUUUUUUAGUUUAGCCAUAUGUCUCUAAUGUAGGUAUGUUCUUUUUGUGAAGAGUUAUAGCUUCUCAUGCUUCUAUAUAUAGGGCAUGUGAUUU